AUGACAUCCUCAUCCCCCCUUCUUGUCCUUCCGGGUGACCCAAUCUCCUACCCACGCCAACAAUCCCAUCAGACUGGCCCCACUAAGCUCUCGUCAGGCUUAAAUUUUCUAGAAACUCCCGCCAACAACCCCUCCACCUCCAUAAUCAUUCCAACCCAAGCAGGCCUCAUAACCAGCGACGCCAAACGCAACACGCUUACCCUCCACUCCUUCCCACAACGCCGCUACAUCCCCUCCCCUAAUGACUUAAUAAUCGCCCAAAUCCACCACACCAGCGCGGACUACUUCCACUGCACCAUAACCCCGCACACCCCUCCCGCAUUCCUAGCCCAACUAGCCUUCGAAGGCGCUACGCGCAAAACCCGGCCGUUCCUCAAACACGGCGACCUCGUCUACGCGCGCGUCUUAUCUACCGGCAUCGGCAAUGCAGGCGGGGAGGUGGAGCUUACGUGUGUGAAUCCCGCGACGGGGAAGGCGGAGCCGGGUGGUCUGGGGCAAUUGAUGGGUGGGAUGGUGUUUGAAAUUUCGACGGGGUUGGCGGAGAGGUUAAUGAUGAGGGGUGGGAGUGAGGGGGGAAGCGGAAUUGUGGUUUUGGAGGAGCUAGGGAGGAAGUUGGAGGGUCAUGGUGGAUUUGAAGUUGCGGUUGGGAGGAAUGGGAGGAUCUGGGUGGAUUGCUCGGCUGCGAAGAAGGGGGGUGGGGAUGUGGAUGCGGCGAAGGGGGUGAGGAUUACGGUUGCGGUUGGGAGGUGUUUGAGGGAGACGGAUGAGAAGGGUUUGGGAGUGACAGAGCAGAGGAAGUUAAUAGGAAGGGUGUUGAGAGAGAUGGGAUUGGGGAGUUAG
Messenger RNA from Paracoccidioides brasiliensis Pb18, 840 nucleotides. RefSeq names its product exosome non-catalytic core subunit RRP40. The coding region runs from base 1 to 840 and encodes 279 amino acids. Gene Ontology annotation, biological process: poly(A)-dependent snoRNA 3'-end processing; nuclear polyadenylation-dependent rRNA catabolic process; CUT catabolic process. Gene Ontology annotation, cellular component: nuclear exosome (RNase complex); cytoplasmic exosome (RNase complex). Gene Ontology annotation, molecular function: RNA binding. The transcript has a single exon. The record is from RefSeq and is a predicted model, not a curated record.